This is a messenger RNA of Procambarus clarkii (red swamp crayfish), 4413 nucleotides long. RefSeq lists its product as uncharacterized. The record is from RefSeq and is a predicted model, not a curated record. Lineage: Eukaryota; Metazoa; Arthropoda; Malacostraca; Decapoda; Cambaridae.
GGAGGUGACGGUGUGGAGAGACAGGCUGCUGCUGCUCGAGCUGCAUGUUGCUGGCUGGCGAGUGGCGCCGCUCCCGCCCUCGGACCAUGUGACCGCCGACCACGCUGCAUUUUCAUCUCAAUAUUCUGCAUAUGAUAAAGGAGAUCAGCUUCAUUCAUCCAACAGACUUACUGAGAAUUGUGUCUAUGAUCUCAGCGGGAGAGAAUAACAUCUUGGCUCACUUCAGGGCUUUAUGGAACACGCAACACCAGCCGCUCUGAGAGUAGACAAGGAGCCGCGUUUGCAUGAAUGAUCCAGCGUAGAGUGACCUUGUAUCUCAACAAAGUUUCGCGUCCUAUAAACUGCUCUUUCGGGAUGGCAACACGAUAUGAAUGGUUGAAAAUGCUUCGACAAGAUACCACGUCACACGCCUUAGCCAACUAGACGUCACACGUCCUCACCUGUUGGACGUCGCACGUGCUAACCUAUUAGACGUCAUACAUCCUAACCUGCUAGACGUCACAUGUGCUAACCUGCCAGACGUCACACGUGCUAACCUGCCAGACGUCAUACGUGCUAACCUGCCACAUGUGCUAACCUGCCAGACGUCACACGUCCUAAGCUGUUGGACGUGAAAAGACGUGGCCCGUCCUGGACUUCAAGGCGUGGGAGAGGCUUCUCUUGGGGCUGGAUAAUGAGGAGACUUCAGCACCCGCCCGACAGGAAGCCCGAUCCGCCAGCCCUGGUCUAGAGAGCAUGUGAAGCUAGAGGGUGCGAGGUGGUGGAGCCAGAAGUCAAGGGACUUCUCUCCAGGAUGUGCAGCCACACCUCCCCGCCGGCCGCCUCAUCUGACGUGACUCUCCGCCUCCUGCUGCUUCUGUCACUGGCAGCCAAGGGUUGGAGCCUGCGGGUGUCGGGAGUGUUGGUGCCGUCGGUGGUGGAGUCGGGGUCGGAGGUGCAGCUCGCUUGCCACUACGAGCACACCACCGACCGCCCCGACCCGCUCUACUCCGUCAAGUGGUACAAGGACGUCAAUCAGUUCUACGAGUACAUCCCGAAGAGGGACCAGCCCGUCCGAGUAUACCCUCUGCCUCACAUACACGUCGAUGAAGAGUGCAGCGUGGGAGCGUCCGUCCGGCUGAAGGGAGUGACAAGAGGCACCUCCGGCACCUUCCGCUGUGAGGUGAUGGGCGAUAAGCCUUACUUCGAGACUGACGACCAUGCUGCCAACAUGACGGUGGUCGAGGUUCCCUUGUGGGGUCCGGAAGUAAGGGGCGGCAUCCAGGGCACGGUGGAGGGUGCAGGCAAGGGUGAGGGCGUGGUGGAUGGGGCGCGGGUGCGGCCCGGGGACGUGGUGGCCGCCCGCUGCAUGGUGGGCCACUCCGACCCGCCUGCGGACAUCACUUGGACCCUCAACGCGGCCAGCCCGCCCUCCAACGCCCGCCUGCAGCGCUUCCUCCAGACGGACCACCAUGGCCGCACCAGCCAGGUCUCGGAGGUGGAGGUGGAGGUGCGAGAGUCGUGGUUGCAGCGCGGGGCUCUCACACUAGGCUGCCGGGUGCGGGUCUCCUCCGUCUACACCCGGAGCGUCAACAUCACCUUCAUCCACGCCGACCAUCCCCAGCCUGCAGGAUUCGGCUGGUUCUCCUCAGGCACCUCCCCACGGACCUCGCUGCUGCUGCUGCCUCCGCUGACUGUGGUCACGCUGCUGCUGUGACGCCUACACGCACCUCCUGUCACCGCUGGAGACUACUGCCAGGCACUCAAGCUGCUGCUCUUGUGACGCGUUGUUACAGCUGCUGUAAGGCACUGCUGUCUUAACGCGAUGGUACAUCUGCUGUGACGCACCGACAGUGUUGUUGUGUCAUGCUGACGCUGUGUCGGACCGACGCGGCCGAUGUGACAUAGGGGGUUGGUGCAGUGUAACAAGGAACUGUGGCAGUGUAACAAGGAACUGUGGCAGUGUAACAAGGAACUGUGGCAGUGUAACAAGGAACUGUGGCAGUGUAACAAGGAACUGUAACAGUGUAACAAGGAACUGUAACAGUGUAACAAGGAACUGUGGCAGUGUAACAAGGGGACUGUGUUUCACGCACAAGCCUGCCAACAGAAGUGUUGCGGCCACCAGAAGGUCCAGCAAGUUUGUGCUCUCUCACACAGUCCUGCCACUCACUUCAUACACGUGUAACCCAUACACAUGCACCCCAUACACGCGUAACCCAUACACAUGCACCCCAUACACGUGUAACCCAUACACGCGUAACCCAUACACAUGCACCCCAUACACGUGUAACCCAUACACGCGUAACCCAUACACGCGUAACCCAUACACGCGUAACCCAUACACAUGCACCCCAUACACGUGUAACCCAUACACGCGUAACCCAUACACAUGCACCCCAUACACGUGUAACCCAUACACGCGUAACCCAUACACAUGCACCCCAUACACGUGCAACCCAUACAUGCGUAACCCAUACACAUGCACCCCAUACACGUGUAACCCAUACACGUGUAACCCAUACACAUGCACCCCAUACACGUGUAACCCAUACACGCGUAACCCAUACACAUGCACCCCAUACACGUGUAACCCAUACACGCGUAACCCAUACACGGGUACCCUAUACACGCGUAACCCAUACACGCGUAACCCAUACACACAUAACCCAUACACAUGUAACUCAUACACAUAUAACUCGAGACACUGCAAUGUUGCAACAGUGAAGUAUGUGGCAUAUUCCCUCCCCAUCGACCAUGCAAAAAAUCAAGUUCAUUACUUAGGAUCUUGACUUCUCUGUUGCAAAAGCAGUAUUUCAGCUCUUACUGAAAAUUUUUACCUAUUUUUCAGCGGUGUUUCGUUACUGUUCUUGCAAAAUGAGCGUUUGCGCUCCCCCUCAUCCCUGUCGCCUUCCUCGGCUGCUUCUCAUUCCCAUGUUUAAGGAGUACAUUAACUCCGUUAUUGUCUUAAUAUACAGCCCUCGGAAGCACAAAACACACACUGUAUGCAGGCGAUGAGUCACACUAACGUGGUUAAAGUAUGUUGACCAGACCACACACUAGAAGGUGAAGGGACGACGACGUUUCGGUCCAUCCUGAACCAUUCUCAACUUGAGAAUGGUCUCAAGGACAAUUCUCACAACCGACUUCAUAAUGGUUCAGGACGAAGCGAAACAUCGUCGUCUCCUCAUCUUCUGAUGAGUGAUUUGGUCAUCAUAUCUUCAGCCCCGUUAUUGUGACUGGUUGUCUGCCCGUGACCCGAUGUUCACGAGGUGGUAUCAAUCUCAAUUGGCGUCUGUAGCUGAGGGUAAGGAGAAAUCUGGUCAAGCUGACUGUAGCUGCUCGCACUGAACCAAAUGUUCUGUGUUCAGAAUUCCUUCUGUCCUAAAGGAUCAGUUUUCUACGAAAUUUCUUAUUUGCAAUUUCUGUAUCAUAUUUUUUUAUGGCCGGAAUAACUGCUUAUGACUAUUCAAUCUAUUUCAACAGGGAAAUCAUUAUAAAAAAUAUAUAAUAAACAUAUUGCUUUUUGAAAGCAAUAAAUUGUUAAUUAUGAUAAAUUACAUAACAUUAACAACAUGUUAACAUGGACAGAAUGCCUGCUUCGAGGUGUUAUUCUGACCGCCAGUGAACACUAAAUUUACCAUACACAACACUAAAUCUACCAUAUACAACACUAAAUCUACCAUAUACAACACUAAAUCUACCACAUACAACACUAAACCUACCAUAUACAACACUAAAUCUACCACAUACAACGCUAAAUCUACCACAUACAACACUAAAUCUACCAUAUACAACACUAAAUCUACCAUAUACAACAUUAAAAGGCUGGUCGAGUGUUGGUGGAAAUAAAACAUAGGCUUCUAUAAUACAUGAUAAAAUAGGCUUGUAUAAUACAACCCAUCCUCCUGUUUAGAUAGUAGGUUUUUGUAAAUAUGUUGUUGUUCUUCAGCUAUAUCUUGCUCUAGUUAGGCCCCAUCUAGAUUAUGCAGUUCAGGGUCUAAAAUCAAAGAAAAAACUAAAUUUUCAUACUGGAAAACACUUAUGGCUCCAGACUUGUGAGACACACUGUAUAUUAAUGUAGAAAUACAAAAAAUAUUUUCUUUCGAAUACCAGUUAGACUCAAAAACCUUUUCGAAAUUUGCCGCUCCUUAAAAUGUAUUUAUGUAUAUAUGUGUAUGUAUAUAUAUAUAUAUGUGUGUGUAAACAAAAUCACAAAACACACGGGAUACUUUCAUGCGAAAAUCCAGGUGCAAUAUAGUCGUAAUGGCUUGGCGCUUUCUCCUGAUAGUUCCCUUCCCUUCAUGCGAAAAUAAUUACUCUGAAAAAUGAUAAAAACAAACAAGACGGAGCGUCGUGUGCGAACUCCACACUGUAAAGGAAUUCCUGUAAUAAUGUAUUCUGCGUUACUGUUCAAGUAAACGAAACCAAUCA